Cucumis sativus (cucumber) is the source of this 2164-nucleotide messenger RNA. Its product is annotated as NO-associated protein 1, chloroplastic/mitochondrial. The coding region runs from base 109 to 1776 and encodes 555 amino acids. The record is from RefSeq and is a predicted model, not a curated record. The transcript has 13 exons. Gene Ontology annotation, molecular function: GTPase activity; GTP binding. NCBI's taxonomy places the organism in Eukaryota, Viridiplantae, Streptophyta, Magnoliopsida, Cucurbitales, Cucurbitaceae.
UUUUCAUUUCUUUAUUGCACUCCGUCCUACGUGUCGAAAAGCCAAAAUCCCACAUCCUCUAUCUCCGGCGUAGCCAAUUUCACAGCUUACUCACUUCAACGUUCACCAAUGGCACUCGCUCCCUUCUCCACCAUUUUCUUCCCUUCACUUCCUUCUAUCUUCACCACUUCUAAAUCCCUCAAAACUCCCUCAUCUUCCUCCCUCAUACUCUCCCAAUUCUCAUUCGAAACCUCACACAAAAAACCUCCCACCCCUGACCCACCUGAAUCCGACGGAACUGGCGCCGCUGCCCCCACCCGAGGCGACCGGUUCCUCGAACGCCAUCAUUCCGUCGAAGCUGCCAAGUUUGUGCUCAAAGAAAACAACAAGGAUCGGAAAAGAAAGAAGGAUAAGGCCUUGAAGGUUUCUUUGGCGGUUGCUUCUUGUUAUGGCUGUGGUGCUCCGUUGCAGACUUUGGAAUUGGAUGCUCCGGGCUAUGUGGAACCGGAAACCUACGAAUUAAAAAAGAAGCAUCACCAGCUUAGAAGAGUUAUCUGCGGGAGAUGCCGACUUUUGUCUCAUGGUCACAUGAUAACUGCUGUGGGUGGAAAUGGAGGUUAUUCUGGGGGAAAACAAUUCAUCUCAGCUGAGGAGCUCCGAGAUAAGCUCUCUCACUUGCGUUAUGAGAAGGCUUUGAUUGUGAAAUUGGUUGAUAUAGUUGACUUCAAUGGCAGUUUUUUGGCACGUGUGCGAGAUCUUGCUGGUGCAAAUCCAAUAAUACUAGUGGUCACUAAGGUUGAUCUCCUUCCCAAGGGGACUGAUCUGAACUGUAUUGGUGAUUGGGUUGUGGAAGCCACUACAAGAAAGAAGCUUAGUGUUCUGAGUGUCCACCUGACGAGCUCGAAGUCUUUGGUUGGAGUAGCUGGAGUUGUAGCAGAUAUUCAAAAGGAGAAAAAGGGGCGGGAUGUGUACAUUCUGGGGUCAGCUAAUGUUGGAAAGUCUGCUUUCAUCAACGCUGUGCUGAAGAAGAUGGCUGAAAGGGAUCCAGUUGCUGCAGCAGCUCAAAAAUACAGACCCAUACAAUCUGCUGUUCCUGGAACUACUUUAGGUCCUAUACAAAUUGAUGCUUUCUUAGGAGGAGGGAAAUUAUAUGACACACCUGGAGUCCAUCUCCACCACAGGUUAGCUGCAGUUGUUCAUUCAGAAGAUCUUCCUGCCCUAGCUCCUCAAAGUCGGCUCAGGGGUCAACAUUUUCAAGUUCAACACCUGCCGAUGGACAAUGAAUUAUCCAGUGGGUUGAAUGGGUUUUCUAUAUUUUGGGGAGGUCUUGUGAGAGUAGAUCUAUUAAAGGUUCAACCAGAAACAUGUUUGACAUUCUAUGGUCCAAAAGGAUUGCAGAUCCGCGUGGUUCCUACUGAAAAAGCAGAUGAAUUUUAUGAGAAAGAACUUGGGAUUUCGCUAACACCUCCAUCCGGAAAACAAACAAGGAAUGAUUGGAGAGGACUCGAAACAGUGCGUCAGUUGAAGAUAAAUUUUGAGGACGAGCAAAGACCUGCUUGUGAUGUGGCUAUAUCAGGCUUGGGAUGGAUCACUGUUGAGCAAAAGAAGUCGCUCUCAAACAAUCAUUCUGAUUUAGAAUCAUCAGUCGACGAACUCGAAUUGGCCGUCCAUGUCCCUAAACCAGUGGAGAUUUUCGUUAGGCCUCCCAUGCCUGUUGGUAAAGCUGGAUCAGAAUGGUAUCAGUACCGCGAUUUAACAGAGGAGGAAGAGGAAGUAAGACCAAGAUGGUACUUUUAGGUACUCUUCUCUACCUCUCUUCAUCUUUAUACUUCACGAUUAAUCAUAUAACUGGGCAGCCGUUUUUGCUGCCCGGUGAAUGAACUGUAGUUCCAAAGAAAAAGGAUGAUAAAACGGUUAAUUUAGAAGCUUAUGAAUGUCAUUGAACUUUGAGGAAUCUGAAUUCUUUCAAAGUUCUAGUCAUGGAGAGGCAGAUGCCAAAAGAAAAUAAGUCCGUAGCAAUGAAAUUUGUAGUGUAGCAAAGCUUUUCAAAAUUGCAACAAUUUCUAGCAACAUAUAGACAAAUUGUUGCUAUUAUAUGUAAUAUGACGAGGCUUUUUUCUUUCCGCCGAUUAUAAACAAUUGUAGGUUUAUGUAAAAUUACUGGAGUUCUUUUUUUUCCAACAUA